UGCGACUCUUCUACUAACUCACCGCAGCGUCACUCAAACCUCCGCGCCAGCACCUCUUUGCAAAGCAGUAUAUAGAGAAAAGAUUAGAGUAACACGCAAGGACCCCUAGUUUCCGGUUAUAUUUGGGAUCUUCUUCGCUCUCUCGGAGUGGCAGUAUCUCAUACCCUGUUUGCACUCAAGUGAGCCUAAACUCUGGAAUGAAGGACGUUUGAAUGGGCGAUAGAAAAUGGAAAACACAUUCAUCAGUUGAUGUAGCGGCCAGCACACAAUAUGGGCCUUAAAUCCAUUUGGAAGAACUACAGAGUUUUGAUUGUUAUGGGAACUGGCCUUGUGCUGGUACAUUGGGGCUGGUAUAACAUCCAGUCCAAUCCUGUUUUCCAACCAAAGAGAGAGGACAUUGCCUCCGAGCCUGGCAUUGUGGCAUACGUACUGCAACAGGAGAACAAAAAUAAUGGAAAAUAGCCACACAGUGCUGCAGAAUAAUUGAAAGGGACACUUCAUUUGAUUGAUUUAAAUCUUGCAUCACAAACAAAAGGGAUGAAGAAGAUCAGAUGGAUUAGGAAGAACUGGCUGCUCGUGG
Messenger RNA from Rhineura floridana, 580 nucleotides. RefSeq lists its product as uncharacterized. The transcript is spliced from 3 exons. Lineage: Eukaryota; Metazoa; Chordata; Lepidosauria; Squamata; Rhineuridae. The record is from RefSeq and is a predicted model, not a curated record. The coding region runs from base 271 to 462 and encodes 63 amino acids.